This is a messenger RNA of Talaromyces proteolyticus, 837 nucleotides long. RefSeq lists its product as uncharacterized. The transcript is spliced from 3 exons. Gene Ontology annotation, molecular function: DNA-binding transcription factor activity, RNA polymerase II-specific; RNA polymerase II cis-regulatory region sequence-specific DNA binding. NCBI's taxonomy places the organism in Eukaryota, Fungi, Ascomycota, Eurotiomycetes, Eurotiales, Trichocomaceae. Gene Ontology annotation, biological process: regulation of DNA-templated transcription. The annotation marks the transcript as partial. The record is from RefSeq and is a predicted model, not a curated record. Gene Ontology annotation, cellular component: nucleus.
GCCAAAGUGGAUAUCUCAUUACUUCUCAAGCCAGAUGACGAGGAAGAAGCGCCACGGACUUCAGUCUAUCAAUCGCCCCCGACUUCAUCACGGAGACAAUCCGGGCCAUCUUCAAUGGCUUCCACCACCAUUGCCGCCUCGGUAAUCUCCAUGCCAGGCCCAGGCCUAGGCCCGGGCCCGGCAGCCACCAUGUCUCUGGCUGCUCCGUCUCUCCCAUCAGUGGCAGGAUCAAAGCGAAGCGCAUCGUCCCUCAGUCAUGACCCGCCCGCAAAGAAACAGUCGAAAUGGUCGCCGGAAGAAGAUGCCUUAAUCAUCGAGUUACGUGGCAGAGGGAUGAAAUGGGAAGAUAUUAGCAAAAGGCUACCUGGUCGAAGCGCGAUAAGUUGUCGACUUCAUUAUCAGAAUUACCUUGAGAGGCGGAGUGAAUGGGACGAGGACCGGAAAAACAAGCUAGCCAGACUUUAUGAAAGGCAAGCAUCGGAAAUGUGGGCAAAGGUUGCGGAAGAGAUGGCGAUCCCAUGGCGAGCGGCGGAGGCGAUGCAUUGGCAACUUGGAGAGCAAGAGAUGGCGCGUCGUGCUGGCGUGGUGCCUUUCUCUCUGUCUAGUGGCUCCAUUGAGCCUCCUCCAAAAGUUCGACGAAGCAACACGGUCAUGCCCAGGCUCCGGAGACAAUCCAUGUCUGUUGCACCAGUUUCGCAGCGACCCAUACCACCACCAAUCAUGCCACCUCAGGGGCUACCACAGCUACCGUCCGUUGAAGAGCUUACUGCGGGGGUUCCAGCAUACACAUCGCCCCUCACACAGACCAUCAUUGAUCCCUACCGCAUGGCUCGCCCA